Molecule: messenger RNA, 1609 nt
Organism: Cynara cardunculus var. scolymus (artichoke)
Lineage: Eukaryota; Viridiplantae; Streptophyta; Magnoliopsida; Asterales; Asteraceae
Exons: 6
Coding region: 199-1434 (411 amino acids)
Molecular function (GO): lipid binding
Source: RefSeq, a predicted model, not a curated record
AAUCCAAUGGCUGCGAUCAUCUUUCCAACCUUAACACCCCCAUUGGCGCUCCCUGUUUUCCCUCUCCUCAUUUGCCAUCUCUUCUUACAUCCUUAUCCCUUUUAGGUUUUUACCCUAACAUCACAUCCCCUCUCCUUCCCUUCUUCUACCAAAAAGCUUUCAUCUUUUCAUAUGCCCAUUUCAUGACUCUCUCAUACCAUGCUUCUUGUUGACCCCUUUUCGGAGAUUUUAAGGACACCCACAGUUGGGGUUCUUGUUCUUGACAUGUUGCUGCUUCUGGUUCUUGUUUCAAUUGCUUUCUUUAUCGGGAUUACGGUUGGAUGGUCAUGGAAACCCACAUGGGUUUCCAACUUUGCUAUCAAGCAUCAAACAGUUGGAACCAACAACGUUGAUUUGGGGUCUAGUAGCGUCGAUAGAAAGAUGGAUAAACAGCCCUUUAAGUUGCAGCCAUCCAUGGAGAAUCCCAGUUGCAGUUCAUCGGUUGUUAAAAAAGAGAACAAUCUUCUUACAGAUGGAGAUUUGAAGCAUCUAUGGCACCUUGUUGAGAAGAGAGAUGGAGGUCCUCCUUGGAAGCAUAUGAUGGACCGAUCAACGGCUACAAUGACCUACCAAGCAUGGCAAAGAGAUCCCGAGACUGGUCCUCCUCAAUAUUGCAGCAGAACUGUUUAUGAAGAUGCCACACCUGAAUUGUUAAGGGAUUUCUUUUGGGAUGACGAUUUACGUUUGAAGUGGGACGAUAUGCUUUUACAUGCCACGACCCUGGAAGAAUUUCGCGACGUAGGAGCAAGUGUCGUGCAUUGGAUACGUAGGUUCCCUUUCUUUUGCAGUGAUCGGGAAUACACGAUUGGCCGACGGAUGUGGGAUUUAGAGGGAUCGUUUUACUGCGUGACAAAGGGAGUGUCCUGUCCGUUGGUCCCAAGGAAGCAGAAACCACGACGUGUUGAUGUUUAUCAUUCAAGUUGGUUCAUCCGAUCAGUGGGAUCAAAGAAAGGGAACAACCAGCCUGCAAGUGAAGUGGUAUUCUUUCAUCAUGAGGACAUGGGCAUCCCUUGGGAGAUUGCAAAAUUCGCAGUAAGCCAAGGGAUGUGGGGAACAGCCAGGAAGGUCGAGCGAGGUUUUCGUUGGUACCAAAACGAGAGAAUUUGUUCAAAGACGACAUCACCUCAUAUAGCUAUGGCUGAAAUGAGCACCAAAAUCGAUCAAAAUUACCUGGCUCGUUUAGAGUCUGAUGAAGAUCACGAUGUGGCAGAGACCGAAAUGGUGGUCCAGCAAGAAAAGCAGGGAGGGAUAAACUUGCCGAAGCUCCUAGUCAUUGGUGGGGCGGUCAUCCUCGCUUGCAGUCUUGACCGGGGGCUAUUGACGAAGGGUGUCAUAUUCAGGGUCGCAAGACGGUUUGGAAAUGUAGGAAGACGAUUUCCACCAACACAGUUAUGAAACCGGUGGUAGAUGGUAUACGUACAGUGUCUAUAUACAGUCAUACAGAGCGGAGUAAUGUGUUAUUACUUAAUGUACUUGUGAUGAAUUGAGAUAUAUAAACAUAGUUAGCAAUCUUUUCUAGUCAAAUAUGUUGCUUUCUGAAUACACAUCUAACAUCAACAUUCGUUUGUUA